Fragaria vesca subsp. vesca is the source of this 3060-nucleotide messenger RNA. Its product is annotated as probable LRR receptor-like serine/threonine-protein kinase At3g47570-like. Lineage: Eukaryota; Viridiplantae; Streptophyta; Magnoliopsida; Rosales; Rosaceae. Gene Ontology annotation, molecular function: protein binding; ATP binding; protein kinase activity. The transcript is spliced from 2 exons. The record is from RefSeq and is a predicted model, not a curated record. Gene Ontology annotation, biological process: protein phosphorylation. The coding region runs from base 1 to 3060 and encodes 1019 amino acids.
AUGGUGGAUGUGAAAUUGACCGCAACCUCAACAUGCUUGCUUUCCAAUCCACAAGCACUAGUCCAUGUACUAGCAUUUGCUCUUCUCUAUUGCUGCAGUUGCAUGGCCUCAACCUCUCUAGGAAACGAGACAGAUAGGCUGGCAUUGCUUGCCAUUAAAGCUCAAAUACAUCAAGAUCCUAAUCGGCCGGUCAUGAGCUCCUGGAAUGAGUCCACUCAUUUUUGCAUGUGGUAUGGUGUCACCUGCAGCCGACGCCAUCUUCAGAGGGUCACUAAGCUGGACCUUCGCUCCUUGAAAUUGUCCGGGUCCGUAUCUCCUCACAUAGGAAACCUGAGCUUCCUAAGGGCGUUAUACCUCUUUGAUAAUAGCCUCACCAACAAAAUCCCUACAGAAAUUGGGCACUUGAGGAGGUUGCAGAUGUUACAUCUAGGAAACAACUCACUCAGUGGUCCUAUUCCUGCCAAUAUCAUCAAUUGCUUCAACCUCAGAAUCCUCGUUGUUUAUAACAACAUGCUGGAAGGUAACAUUCCUCCACAACUUGGUUCCUUGUCAAAGCUUGAGUAUCUUGCUUUGGGAGCUAAUAAAUUAACAGGAGAGAUUCCUCCUUCCUUGGGUAAUCUUUCUAGUCUUGUUCAACUUGGUGCUUAUAUAAAUAACUUGGUGGGAAGUAUUCCGAGUUCUCUAGGCCAACUGAAAAAAUUAACAUACUUCGGACUACACGCUAAUAGGUUGUCUGGUACCGUCCCACCCUCCAUCUAUAACAUCUCUAGUGUCCUUACUUUUUCCAUAGCAGACAACCAAAUUCAAGGGAGCAUGCCCCCAUCCUUGUUCAGAACCCUUCCGAAUCUCCAAACUUUUAGCAUUUACAACAAUCACUUUACUGGAUCACUUCCUCUCUCAAUAAGCAAUGCAACUAAUUUAGAGAGUUUUCAAGUUAGUGGUAACAAAUUAACAGGGCAAGUGCCGAAUUUACAAAAGCUUCGUAACCUUGUGGUCUUGAACAUUGCUGCUAAUCAUCUCGGAAGUGGGGGUGAUGGGGACUCAAGAUUUUUAUCAGACUUGACCAAUGCCACGAAGUUGGAGUGGUUGGAAAUAGGAUUCAACAGAUUUGGUGGGACGUUGCCCGCAUCAAUAUCCAAUCUCUCAGCCCUUUCAAUUCUACAUGUUUGGAACAACCGUUUACACGGAAGCAUCCCUGCAGGGAUAGGGAAUCUGGUCAACAUGAAAAUAUUGUAUUUAGCUGAUAACAUGUUCACAGGUAACAUUCCCACUGACAUUGGGAAGCUUUCAGGUCUUGGGGCAUUGACAUUUGAUCACAACAGAUUAUCAGGGAGCCUCCCAUCCUCUCUAGGAAAUUUGACAAUGUUAGUUCAACUCACAUCGGAAGGAAAUCAUUUUAACGGUACCAUCCCUUCAAGCCUUGGGGAAUGCCAUUCGUUGCUGCGGUUGGAUCUUUCUGGCAAUAACCUUAGUGGCGAGAUUCCUCCACAAGUUAUUGGCCUUCAGUCCUUAUCAAUAUAUUUGGACUUGUCUGAAAAUCGUCUCAGUGGUUCUCUUCCCUUGGAGGAAGGAGAGUUGACAAAUCUAGGUAUAUUAAAUAUCUCCAACAAUAUGUUAUCAGGAAAACUUCCUAACAGCCUUGGUAGCUGUGUGAGUUUGGAAGUCCUGCUCUUGCGAGGAAACUCCUUUGACGGCCCCAUUCCUUCAGCUUUGGGCUCCUUGAAAGGGAUUCGAGUGUUGGACCUUUCCCACAACAAUCUCUCUGGUGAAAUUCCUGAAUUUCUGGCGGGGUUUGGAGGAUUGAAGCAACUUAACCUGUCUUUCAAUGACUUUUGGGGUGCAGUGCCAGUUAUGGGUGUCUUUAACAAUGCAAGUGCCAUUUCAAUUGUCGGAAACACAAGACUAUGCGGAGGCAUUUCUGAUCUCCACCUUCCAAAGUGCAAGUUUAAAGAAUCGAGGUGGUCUCGUAGCAAGAAACUAACAAUCUCAUUAGUUUCCGCAUUCACUGUUCUUGGAGUAGCUACGCUGUUGACGUUUCUUUUUCUUUGUUUCUUGAAAAAGAGAAGCAAAGAAACUCCAUCAAGCACAUUGGCGAACUCUGUUUUACAAGUGUCGUAUAGUGCUCUCUUGAAAGCUACUGAUGGCUUCUCUGCAUCAAAUUUGAUUGGUGCUGGUAGUUUUGGUUCUGUAUACAAAGGAAUUCUUGGUGAAGAAGGAGAACAGCUUGUUGCUGUGAAGGUUUUUAACAUGUUACGCCGGGGAGCUUCCAAGAGUUUCCUAGCUGAAUGUGAGACACUCAGAAAUAUCAGACACCGAAAUCUAGUCCCGAUUAUAACUGCAUGUUCCAGUGUGGACUCUCAUGGUAAUGAUUUCAAGGCUUUGGUUUAUAAGCUCAUGGAGAAUGGGAGCUUAGAGGAGUGGCUACAUCCAACUACUGAGACAGAAGACACACCAAAGAGUUUACGUCUUGUUCAGAGGCUAGACAUUACCAUUGACGUUGCAUGUGCAGUGGAUUAUCUUCAUAAUCAUUGCGAAACACCAAUAGUUCAUUGCGAUCUCAAGCCGAGCAAUGUUCUUUUGGACCACGACUUGACAGGACAUGUUGCUGAUUUUGGAUUAGCUAGAAUCCUCUCAAGACUAGCUGAUAACGUUUCAGCAAAUCAAUCAAGUUCCAUUGGAAUAAGAGGGACUGUUGGUUAUGCUGCUCCAGAGUAUGGAAUGGGAAGUGAGGUUUCAACAUAUGGAGAUGUCUACAGCUUCGGCAUUCUCUUGUUAGAGAUGUUUACAGGGAAGAGACCUACUGACCACAUCUUCAUGGAUGGUUUGAACCUUCACAAGUGUGUGAAGAUGGCCAUUGAGGAACAAGUUUCAGAGAUUGCAGAUUCAUCACUUGUUCAAGAAGGCAAUCUGAGGCAGAGCACCGAUGAUGCUCUUGAAGAAUGCUUGAGUUCAAUACUAGCAAUUGGAGUUGCAUGCUCUGUGGAAUCCCCAACAAACCGAAAGAUUAUCAAGGAUGCUGUGUCUGAACUGAAAAAGAUUCGAGCGACUCUUGUUGGAUAG